ACGAAGCGUCAGUCGGGCGGACGAAGUCUUCAAGCGCGCGCGCACGCUACAGUAUAUUUUGAGGUUAGAAUUGGCGCGGUUUCGCUGGCCAGGUGCGCACACCGCCCCCGCUCGCACGCCUAACUCCGUCCCUCUCGCGCUACCUGACAGCUGUUUUCUCUCGGGAGAUUAUUAGUCAGAUGUUUCUGUGAACCAGUCGGAGCUCACCUGACGCGAUACGAUGGCCGCUGGCGGACGUACACCCAAGCAACGGAGGUUCGAGAUAUCUUCUACCAUGGCACUGAGGACCAACACUCCAAGACGGAGGCGUGGAAGCUGCAAGUGUCUGUUCGGAGCGCCAGACAGGGAUGAGACCAAGCGUCUCAUGGCAGAGCAGUACGCAAGGGAAAGGAAACGUUUUAUAAGGAGAUUCAACUUUGACAUUGAAACUGAAUGCGCUUAUAAAGGCGCUAAAUUGGACUCACCUGUUAAAUUUUAUGACGAGAAUAAGGAAAAUGGUAGCCCAAACAGUGCAAGGACGGGAGCAGAAGCAUUAGCGUGUGUAGAGAACACGGACUUGCGGGUGCUGGGUUCACCUUCACGACGCAGUGCUGGCAGUUCACCCAGGACUCCUACCAGGACUCCGAGGACACCGAGGACUCCUCGAGCAUCGAGGACACCACGUACUCCUAGAACUCCUGCGUCUAGAAGACAGCUGCAAAUGACAGAUUACUGGACGUUAAGGAAACACGGUGACGCUGCAUUGAGUGACAAAGAAAAUUAGUUCAUAAAAUAAAACUUAGGCUCAAGCCACAUUGCCGCAGAGUCGACGCAAAACGUCGCGUCUUCUUAAAUGUUGCAAAGUAAACCAAACUUAUUGCCACUAUAUAGUGUUCGUAUUUGUAAGGAACUAACUCAACAAACCAAAACAAAUUGGCACGGUUCUCCUUCAUUUUCAUUUACAAAAAUUUGUAUAUUAUAUAGUGGCGAUAAAGGUCAGUGUAAUUUUGCCACAUUUUAGAAAAGACGCGCCGCUUCACUUCUACUCUUCUUCAAUGUACCAGGCGGUUAAUACAUAUUAUAAUACAUAGCCUGUACGAAGUAUCAAGUUCUAAAUUAUAAAAGAGAACCAAUUUAUUAAAUAUUUAAUAAUUUUUAAUAUUAUAAGUGUAGCUUUUUAAGCUUUGUAUUUGUCAUAAGAAGAAACUAGUUUUUUAAAUCUGUCCUUUUUUACGCUUAUGUCCUGGACAGAGUUUGAUGCAGUUAAUUUAUAAGUAGUUUAAGAAAACAUUGAUAACAUAAAAUGUGGAAAGGAUCUCUCAAUAUAAUCUUUACCUCAACUUAGAUUUUACUUAAAAUUGUUUAUUAUUGAGUGCUUAUGAACUUAACAAGUUAAUAAUAUAUGAAGUUAAAGAAACUUAACAUAAGGAAUUUAAUAUUAUUUUUCAAAGAAUAACUUGCACAUAGAUACAUAUACUAAUAAUUUUUAGAUGAGGCUAAAAAAGUAAUAUUUCGUAAUUUUAUUUGGACUAAUCUGACAUAUUAUUUCACAUUUCCAAAUUAUUAUUUAACAAAAUUCCAAAUUAUAUACUUACUAAAGAAUCUUACAAUCUUUAACUAUAUAAUGAGGCGAUUUUAAAUUGAAGCGACAAUCAAAAUACAACGUGCCUUAGUUUUUAUACGGAAGUAAAGACAGCCUUAUAUUGAACAUUGGACAGUCUUUAUAUUGAAGUGAUAACGUCCAAAACAAAAUUAAAAAAAAAACAAAUAAUGUCUAAAAC
This is a messenger RNA of Maniola jurtina (meadow brown), 1760 nucleotides long. RefSeq lists its product as uncharacterized. The transcript has 2 exons. The coding region runs from base 221 to 763 and encodes 180 amino acids. Gene Ontology annotation, molecular function: cyclin-dependent protein serine/threonine kinase inhibitor activity. Lineage: Eukaryota; Metazoa; Arthropoda; Insecta; Lepidoptera; Nymphalidae. The record is from RefSeq and is a predicted model, not a curated record. Gene Ontology annotation, cellular component: nucleus. Gene Ontology annotation, biological process: regulation of cell cycle.